This is a messenger RNA of Trichoderma gamsii, 366 nucleotides long. RefSeq names its product integral membrane protein. The coding region runs from base 1 to 366 and encodes 121 amino acids. The transcript has a single exon. Lineage: Eukaryota; Fungi; Ascomycota; Sordariomycetes; Hypocreales; Hypocreaceae. The record is from RefSeq and is a predicted model, not a curated record.
AUGGCCCUGUUCUCUAAGCUCGCCACCGGCGCUGUAGGUGCCAUCCACAUCUACAUCCUCACCUUGGAAAUGUUCCUGUGGGACACCCCGCGCGGCCACAAGGCCUUCAAGCUGGCGCCCGAUUUCGCCACAAAGACCAAAGUGCUGGCGGCCAACCAGGGCCUCUACAACGGAUUUCUUGCCGCAGGGCUGUUCUGGGGACUUGCGCACCCAGUGGAAAGCUUUGGAGAGCAGAUCAGGCUGUUCUUUUUGGGAUGCGUAGGAGUUGCGGGCGUGUAUGGCGCGGCGACGGCCAGCAAGAGGAUCCUGUAUGUGCAAGCAGUGCCGGCGGCGGUGUCUAUUGCGGCCACGCUGCUUGGACUUUGA